This is a messenger RNA of Talpa occidentalis (Iberian mole), 543 nucleotides long. It is a transcript of the gene CSN3, whose product is annotated as casein kappa. Gene Ontology annotation, cellular component: extracellular region. Gene Ontology annotation, biological process: lactation; protein stabilization. Lineage: Eukaryota; Metazoa; Chordata; Mammalia; Eulipotyphla; Talpidae. Bases 1 to 543 code for a protein of 180 amino acids. The transcript is spliced from 3 exons. The record is from RefSeq and is a predicted model, not a curated record.
AUGAAGACUUCUUUCCUAGUUUUGAAUAUCCUGGCAUUAACCCUGCCUUUCUUGGGUGCAGAGGUGCAAAACCAGGAACAACCAACAUGCCAUGAGAAUGAUGAAAGAUUUUCCAAUAAGAAAACAAUCCAAUAUAUCCCAAUUCAUUAUGUGCUGUAUAGUCAUCCUUACAAUCAACCCAAUUACUAUCAAUAUAAACCAGCUGCACCAAUUAAUAAUCAAUAUAUGCCUUUUCUAUAUGUAAAACCAGUUGCAGUUAAACCACAUACCCAAAUUCAUCAAUGGGCCCAGUCAAAUAGCCACCAGCCUACUAAAGUACAUCACCCCUUCCUAUAUCCAUCAAUUAUUACCAUUCCCCCAAAGAAAAUUCAGGAAAAAAUAGUUAUCCCUCCUGUCAAAACCAUGGCUACUGUUCAGCCUACACUUCCUCCUACAACUGAACCAUCAGUGAAAACUGUCAUCACUCCAGAAGCGACCUCAGAAUCCAUCAUCACAGACACAGCCGAGACUACCACAGUUCCAGUUACUUCACCCAUGGUCUAA